This is a messenger RNA of Chaetomium fimeti, 3055 nucleotides long. RefSeq names its product GC-rich sequence DNA-binding factor-like protein-domain-containing protein. Gene Ontology annotation, cellular component: U2-type post-mRNA release spliceosomal complex. Lineage: Eukaryota; Fungi; Ascomycota; Sordariomycetes; Sordariales; Chaetomiaceae. The record is from RefSeq and is a predicted model, not a curated record. Bases 103 to 2970 code for a protein of 955 amino acids. Gene Ontology annotation, biological process: spliceosomal complex disassembly. The transcript has a single exon. Gene Ontology annotation, molecular function: nucleic acid binding.
GGAAGGCCCGCUGCCCUCAAGGUGCCUGGAGCAAAAACCGCAGCGAACAAAAAACAUUGCAACAAACCCUCCCGCAGCUCCAACACCAACGCCAUCGCCACCAUGGCGCGACUCGACGAGAUGCGAUUCGAUCCGGCUAGCCUGAACAAGGCGAGCGCAGCAGAUUACUCGUCUUCCGAGUCCGAUGCCGAGCAGGAAGACGAAUAUUUGAUGCCAUCGCGCAAUCCCCACGAAAGUGAAUUCGCCGACUUCAACCCCCGCAAGAAGCGCCGUACAGGACGCGACGCGAAGGAGAGCGCCGCGCUGGGGAUAUUCGGGUCCGAAAGCGAGGACGAAGGGUCGAGCAGGAAAUGGAAACACAAGAGUCUCCGAAAUAAGGGCGUGAGCUUCGUUUCGUCCGCAAAGGCCAAGGCAAACUCCGACGACGAGGGCGACGAAGACGAAGAUAACGAGUACGAUGAUGCCAACCCUGGCGCCGUCCCAAGCGACGCAGGGGAGGAUGAAGAGGAAGAGGAAGACAUGGGCGGCGUGGGUUUGGGGUUCAAGGGUGCCGGUGCCGGUGCCGCUGCAGGGCAAGGCCUCGGGUGGACGCCCCCAACGGAACAAGGAGUUCCCACAAAACGAGCGGUCCCUCCCCCGAGCUUUGUCAAGUCGAAGGCCAACGAAGCCAACCCCCUCGGUAACGGCUUCACGCCAAUGUCACAACGGGGCCCGACCCUGCUGGUCAAAGACGAUGAGCCCGCUACACCCCGCGCCGCAAUGCCGAGUGCCUUUAGCAAGGCAAGAGGCGGGAAGACAAAAAUCAACACCAAUUCCUUCGGCGCCCGCAUGAUGGCCAAGAUGGGAUACGUCGAGGGGCAGGGUCUCGGAAAGGAAGCCCAAGGUCGGAAUGUCAUCAUCGAAGCCAACCUUCGGCCCCAGGGAGCUGGGUUGGGUGCAGUGAAGGAGAAAACCAAACAAGAGAGAGAGGAGGAGAAACGACAGGCACGUCUCCGUGGAGAAGAGGUGGUAGACUCGGAAGAGGAGGAAAAAAAGAAGAAGGCCGCGCGGCGGAAGAAGGCUUUGACCGGCGGUGUCAGCAGCGGGGCCGGGAGCGGUGUCAGUACGCCGAGGCGGCAGAAGCCCAAAUACCUAACCAUGGACGAGAUCAAGAAGGCCGCCCCUGGACUCAACAUACCGGAUGCCUUCACACCGAUUCUCGACAUGACGGGACCGGGGAAGAAGCUGCUUACCACAUCAUCAGGAUUGAUGACCCCAACGGGAGGCGUUGCGCCGGCCGAGUCUACAGAGGCGGCCGAAAACCGGAAGCUUGUCAAACGCGCCCAGAACGACUUCAUGGCUAUCCUCGAAGAAUGGCAGAAUCUGCAAGAACGGAAAGCCUUCCUGGACCUGCAGUUGAAACAAGAACAGCAAGGGCUGGAAGAGCUCUCAGCAAGCUUACAAGGGAACAAGUCUGUAACGGCGGCUUGCACAGCGGCUUCCAGACCAACCGAAAGUGGCGAGGCGGACAGGAAAGCAGACCUGAGCUACCGGCUCGGGCGAGUUAUCGCUGGACUUGGAGACGCAAACAACUCCCUGUCUGCAUCCAUGCUCCCGCAGAUCAAGGAUGAGCUCGCCUCGCUAGCCGUUGCCGCAAUCCAUCCCCUGUUCAACCAGUACCGCCAGCUCUGGGAACCGCUCGAGGAGCCCAAACCCGCGUUCGUGGACGGUCUGAACUCCAUCCGCGGUUUGCUGGGUCUCGACCACCAAUCCAAGAAAACCUACCGCAAGCCAACCGCCACCCCCUACGAAACGAUGAUGUACGAGCUCUGGCUGCGCACCCUCACCGCCGCCGUGCGCGAGUGGAACGUCCGCGACCCCGACCCGCUCAUCGCCGUGCUCGACGCCUGGGACCCGAUCCUCCCAUCCUUCGUACGCGCCCAGCUCCUCCAAGACAUCACCCGCAAGCUCGAAGAAGCGCUCCAGAAAUGGCAGCCCAAGAAACACACCCACAACCUCCCCCACCGCUGGAUCUUCCCCUGGCUGCCCCACCUCCCCGCAACCCACCUCGACCCCAAGAGCGCCACCGGCCUCGUCGCCGACGUCCGCCGCAAGUUCCGCCAGCUCAUCGACGCCUGGGACUUCACCCGCGGCGUCAUCCCCGGCCUGAAGCAAUGGAAAGACAUCCUCCGCCCCACCACCACCAGCGGUCGCGACCGCGACAUGUGGAGCCCGCUCGUCAUGAACCACCUCCUCCCCAGCAUGGCACGCCACCUGCGCGCCAACUUCCGCGUCGAGCCGCAGGACCAGGCCCCCUACAUGGAAGCGCUGGACCGGCUGCUCGAGUGGACCGAUGUCGUGCGGCCCAGCAUGCUGGCCGAGGUGCUGGUCGCCGAGCUGUUCCCUGCCUGGCACGCCGCGCUGUACCAGUGGCUGCUGCUGGAGGAUGCGGAUUACAAUGAGAUUGGCGCGUGGUUUCAGUGGUGGCAGGACGAGGUGCUGCCGGAGGAGAUUAGGGUGUUGCCGUCGGUUGUGGCCGAGUUUGAGAAGGGGUCGGCGAUGAUUGAGCGGGCGCUGGAUUUGGGGGCGAGGGUGAGGGCGGAGUUGGAGCCGCCGGAGAAGGGGCCCGCGCUGAAGACGGGGCGGGAGGGGGGGAGGGAGGAGAGGGAGAGGGAGAGGGAGAGGCGGCGGGAGAGGGAGAGGGAGAAGGUGCAGGAGGCUGGGGUGGAGGCUAAGCGGCCGGAGGAGGUCACUUUCAGGGAGGUCAUUGAGGCGUGGUGUCAGGAACAUGAUUUGCAGUUCAUGCCGGAACGGAAUAAACUGCAUGCCGAGGGGCCGGUGUACAGGAUCUCGGGCAUGGACGGGAAGAGGGGCAUUUCGGUCUACUUCAAGGGGAACAGUCUGUUUGCGCUAGUCAAGGACCAGAAUCCGCUGGAGAUUAGGAGGGACAGCGAGGAUGAUUGGGGCGUGUUGGUGACGUUGGCCUCGUAGUUGGGCAGGGUGGCAAGAUGCAGUAACUGGCGAUACAUCGAUACAUUGCGUUAUUGUACAGCUUUGCCUGCGUUUCGUGGACGGU